Messenger RNA from Megalops cyprinoides (Indo-Pacific tarpon), 2543 nucleotides. Its product is annotated as mothers against decapentaplegic homolog 6-like. Gene Ontology annotation, molecular function: I-SMAD binding; transcription regulator inhibitor activity. The transcript is spliced from 4 exons. Gene Ontology annotation, cellular component: heteromeric SMAD protein complex. Bases 700 to 2199 code for a protein of 499 amino acids. Gene Ontology annotation, biological process: anatomical structure morphogenesis; SMAD protein signal transduction; BMP signaling pathway. The record is from RefSeq and is a predicted model, not a curated record. Lineage: Eukaryota; Metazoa; Chordata; Actinopteri; Elopiformes; Megalopidae.
AAGAAACGGAGAAAGAAAGAACUCUAGGGUGCCGAUUGAACAGAUCUAAACACGAACCCAGGGGCUAGUUUUAGCCAGGGGAUUAUUUCUCGCUGAUCUUCAAGGCUAUCGUGAUAUUCCGGGAUUGUAAACGUUUGCUUUAAUAUUACGGAAAACCUCUGGGAUUGCGAAUUCUGCAAAGGAUUUUCUUUGGAUUACUUCUCAACGGAGCAGCUCCAUUCAUGUGCCGAUUACCGCUUUAAAGGGAGAGAUCUUAAGGUGUUUCAAAGUCCAAAAACAGCGAGCGUACGAGGAGAUUGCUUUCUGUCGCGCGUUUAUGUCGGGACAUUAUUUUAGUGCAGUUUUCUGGGUUUAGAGGUGUACAGUAUAGCAUAAAUACUCUUCUAAUGCCUUGAAUGCAGUUUUCCUCAAGGACGGGAACACAAACGACUUUUUUGUGUUCCCAGGUUGAAGAAUCCAAGUGAAUGCAUUUUGACUUCGGUGUAGCGGUGCAGUCAUGUUCUUAUUUUACAUUUUCAAUGCAGCAUAGAGUAGUUCCAAAUUUAAUGUUGCGUUGUGGACACAAACAUUUUGCAUUCGGCUGUGCAAGCUCUGCACGGCAUUUGCUAACUAUUGAUGCUGUACAACGACCAUAAAACUCACUUGCAUCCUCACAGAUCCGAAUAAGAAUAACAGCAACAUAGAUUUUUAAACUGUCGUAUGUUCAGGUCGAAACGCUCAGGUCUUGUGCGGCGACUUUGGAGAAGCCGUUUGAUCCCAGGUAGAGAGGAGGGAGAUGGAAGUUACAAAGCCAGCUGCGAGGGGGUCUGGGACAAUCUGUGCGGCAGCAACCCAGAAAAGUUUCCCAGAACGGAACUCAGUCCGAUGGCUCGAGGAGAAUCGCUCGUGGGGGACAUCGGGGUAGAAAACAGUCGAAAUCCCGCGGGGAGCGGUGUCCCCGGGGUUAUGUUGGAUCGGGAUGGGAGUGUCAUGUGUUCUCCAGAGGAUGACAGUCCCCGAUCCGCGCAGGACGGCGAAUGUAGAACGGUAACGUGUUGCUUGUUCACAGACUGGGAUCAUUCCGAACCCAGAAGCUUGGCGAGUGUUCGAAGUACAGAAUCUGAGUCUGAGUCGUGCCAGAUCGUGCCGAUGAACCAUAGCUCUCGGGACGCAAGUUCUGGGCGACCGGAGGCGAGGCCCCGCUCGGUAAUGGAGCAGGAGCUGAAAGCCGCCACCUACUCCUUUUUAAAGAGGCUGAAGGAAAAACCGCUGGAUACUUUGCUGGAGGCCGUGGAGUCUAAAGGGGGGAUGCCGAGCGAUUGUGUUAUGGUGUCGCGGACAGAGCUGCGUCUGGGCGGGCAUACAGCACCUCCUCACGUCUUACUGUGCCGGCUGUACCGCUGGUCCGACCUGCAGCACCCGGCACAGCUCAAACCGCUCUUCGAGUGCCAAAGCUUCGGGGCUAGGGACGGCCCGUCGGUCUGCUGCAACCCCUACCACUACAGCCGACUCUGCGGACCAGAGUCUCCUCCACCCCCCUACUCACGGCUCUCCCCCAGCGAAGAGCUCAAGCCACUGGGUCCAUCGCUGUCGUACACUGAGACCGAGGCCACGGGUUCCCCGAACGUCACACCUGGAGAUCUCUCGGGUGAUUUUUCAGAUACCUACACGUCAGCAGAGGGCCUGAAGCAGGGUCACUGGUGCAGCGUGGCCUACUGGGAGCACCGCUCGCGUGUGGGGCGCCUCUACGCCGUGCACGAUCCCUCCGUCAGCAUCUUCUACGACCUACCUCAGGGCACGGGCCUGUGCCUGGGCCAGCUGACCCUGGAGCAGCGCGGCAGCGCCGUCCGCCGCACGCGCGGCAAGAUCGGCUUCGGCAUCCUCCUGAGCAAGGAGCCGGACGGCGUGUGGGCCUACAACCGCAGCCAGCACCCCAUCUUCGUCCACUCGCCCCUGCAGGACGCCCCGCGCGGGAGGGGCCUGGCCGUGCGCAAGGUGAUGCCCGGCUACUCCAUCAAGGUGUUCGACUUCAACAGCUGCGGGGCGCCGAGGCGCGCGGCCGAGUCCGGCUCCCCCGAGGGGCCCUAUGACCCCAACAGCGUCCACAUCAGCUUCGCCAAGGGCUGGGGCCCCUGCUACUCCAGACAGUUCAUCACCUCCUGCCCCUGCUGGCUGGAGAUCCUGCUCCACAGAAACAACCGCAGACAGCUGCCGCAAUAGCGCAGACGAGACAGACUGAUCCGAACACAAUUUAUCCCAAAUAUCAUCUACCUAGAUUUAAUAUAAACAUUUUUUAUCAUAUGGAAAUUUAUAUUAUACAUGUAAAUACGGAGUCAUUUUUACAAUGUGAUUAUUUAUAUAUGGUGCAAUGCGUGUCUAUGUACAAGAGGAAAAUAAAUGAGAAAAUGCACUUUUGUUAAGUAAGAAUACUUUCAAUACCGGUUUGAAAAAUUAUACAGCAAAAAUAGGACGAGCCUGCUUUUUGGUGUAUAGUUUUCAUACGCUGUCAAUGCCUGGACAAAAGCUAAGACCAUCCCCAGAUUGAUAAUAAAGUAUUCAUAUAA